CACAUUGUCGUGUUUUCUGUUCGAAACGAUGAGAAGCCGACAGGCAAGCGACUUCUGGCCCGCCGGCUCCUCCUCUUCCAAGCUGUCAAGUACAGCAACCUUAACGUAGCUGUCCAUGUAGUAACUGUAUCAGAUUGUAAAAGUGUUACGAAGAGCAAAAACAAAGUGGUUGGCUCAUUUAUUACCCCGUUCUGCCGAUAGGUUAGUGGUUGGAAAUGUAUUGGGCUGCAUGGUUGCAACUGGCCAAGUUAUCUUUCAAAUUGGAAGUGGUUUGACAGCUCGCUGCCUAUGCCUUGCCCACGAAGGCGCCCCAACAACGGAACAUGUCGCGACGGAGUAUGAGGCUGGUUUUAGGGGGAUACUACAACCAAUCCUCCGAGGAUGACGAAUCCUCCUCAGUUUCCUACAGGGAGAGCCCUGUGAGGGUCUUUACCAAGAGGAAGAGAGGGGGUCAUAAAGUGGCCUCCACUUGUACCUCCAGCCGGGCCAACAGCGUGGCUAGCACCACUAGCACGAUGGAGCCACUCAGUAAUGCUGAGGACAACAUUGGGGUCUCAAGUUUGGUUCAGAGGAGGAAGACCUUCCAGGAGCCUCCCAGUGUGGCUCCAGCACCAGCCCCCAGCCUGAAUCUGGCUCCUAGCCCCAGGGGCUUCCCCUCCUGCCAGACCAGCCUUAACCAGGCCCAGAGCCAGAGCAGCACCAUGGACAGCUCUGGUUACUCCUCUUCAGAGGCAAGACGUUUCAAAGGAUACUCUGGAUACACGUCUUUGUACGGACAAAGUGCUAGCGCCAGCCAGAGCUCUGGCGCCAGCAGGAAAAGCUCCAGCUGGACCCCUCCGUUUGUCCCUGCCGGUGUGGGGAAGGCCAUUCUAAUUGCCUUCCUCCUCCUCUUGACUUUUGGCUGCUGGCACCUUGCCCCCUUAGUAUGGUCCACCCUGACUCCGACUAUGACCCUGAACCGACCAGUCAUCACCCCGACUCCACCCCCUGUCUUCAGUCUGCCUCCCAAGGCUAUGGAUGAAGCGUCAGUAUUCAAUUCUGCUUUGGAAGCCAAGAUGAACACCAUCCUGACAGAAAUAGAAACACUUAAGAAGAAAGACCACCAGCAGACAUUUGUUACCGAGAUGGUAGAGAGACUACAGACAGACUUGACAGACGUGAGGACAGACAUGAGGAAUGUGAGAGUGGACAGUGUGGAUCCUUUGGAUUGGGAACGUCGUUUGAGCCAGCAGACAGCCGGCUUCUCCAGUCAGGUAGACGACCUCAAGGAGCAACACACACACGUCAGGGGGAGAGUCGCUGCCCUGGAGGACCAGACUGCCACGCUGCAGCAACAGGUUUACUCUGUCCAGAACCAGCCUCCCCCAGAGCCCAGCCCCACCAAAGCCAACGCACACCUGACCACCGAGCUCAAAGAGGCCAUGGCCAAAUGGCUGCAUGAGAAUGUGCCCCAGAAUGAGCCACGGAUAGUGAAAGAGAUUGUGAAGGACUGCAGUCCUCCAUUGGCUGACAGGAUGCCGGACUUUGCCUUAGAGUCCCAAGGUGCCAGCAUUGUGAGCACUCGGUGUUCCGAGACGUACCGCACCCGCUCGGCAUGUGUGACCUUCCUGGGCAUACCUCUCUGGUACUCCUCUGAGAGCCCCCGCACAGUUCUCCAGGGCCAGCCUGCGCAGGCUGGGAAGUGUUGGGCGUUCCACGGUGCGCAGGGCACCUUAGUCAUCGCCCUGUCUCAUCCCGCGCACAUCACCCACGUCACCCUGGAACACCUGCCUGUAUCCACCGCCCCCACCGGACGCAUCGACAGCGCCCCCAAGGCCUUCUCUGUCUAUGGUAUGUCCACCGAGACAGAAGACGGCACCUGCCUGGGAACCUUCACUUAUGACCAGCAUGGAGAGCCAAUCCAAACCUUCCAACUGCCCAACCCUACCACGGCCACCUAUCGCUAUGUGGAGCUGCGCGUUCUGAGUAACUGGGGUCACCUGAAGUACACGUGCGUGUACCGCUUCCGUGUUCACGGACACAUGGCCCCAUCCUCCACAUGAGAAGGGCUCACCGUCCACCAUCUACCCCAUCCGCAGACCUCAGAGAGGCUACGCUUUCAUGUUCCGUCAACAUCAUGACAGUCUAAAUAAAUCCCUCUAUUUUGCAGAAUCAGGGUGGUUUCAUACACUGGCUUCUGUCUAGUGCGAGGUUAGAGGUCGUGAGGUUAAAGAUCUAUAGUGAUUUUUUUUGUGCUGACCUGGUGGGAGUAAGGGGAUGGGUUUUUCUGAGAUUGAAGUUUGUGUGCGUGUGCUUUUGAGCAUAGAUUGUUUGCAUUUUGUCUGGCCACAGCAGACAGACAUUUCAGAUUGUACCUUGAAGGUGUGUGUAUAACAGUCCUGCCUGUGUUACUGGACUCUUAUUCAGUUAUUUUGUUUGCUUUUAUUUGUAUCUUAUACAACAGUUGAAUUAUGUUGAGAAAGAACGUUGUUGUGGAUGUAUAUUUUGCAAGUAUCAAGAUGUAUAGUUAAUAUAUUUUAUUGCGAUAAGGAUGUAAUGUGGUUGCAAAUGAUUAUUUUCUGUUGCUCUGAAUGACUAUCAAAGUUUUUGAAGUACCUUGCCAAUAGGCAUCCUAUUGAAAGAUGUUUGAUAUGAUUUGAGAUGCUUGAUAUACGUUUCCUCACACAAUAAUACAGAAUAGAAAGAAAUAGGCAGGCACACUCCAUGAGUAUUGUCUUUACUCAAAAACGCAUCUUAGUUUUACAUGUCUUGUCACAUUUAUUUAUUUCAAGUUACUCUUAACAUUUAGCCUUUUUUUUUUUUUUUACAAUUCAAAUAAUUUUGAUAGUAGUGAAAGCACAUCCAGGCAACUUCCCAGAUGCAAGGUACAAAUGAUAGAAAAUAAAUACAUAUUUAUUUUGUCUUGAAUAACUCUUUCCUCUCAAAAGCAAUGAGGCCAUUUCAAUGUCAGUGAGUCCAAAUGUCAGGUUUUCAACUUCCAAACAUUUGUAAAUGGUACAAAAGUAACCUACUCAUUGCUAUUCUAUGAUUUAAAUCAUCAGAAUGUUUUUAGGAGUCAUAUGUAACUUUUUUUUGUACAUUUACAGUAUUAUUGAUUUAAACAUUUUGCAGUAGUGGUACAGACUAACAAAAGACUGAUUGUAAGAAAAUACUAAUAUGAGAAAAUAAUCAUAUGAUUUGCUCUCAAUACCACUUUGAGGUAUUUGUUUUGAUCUGAAGUUACAACAACAACUCCGGGUCAAUUUCUGUUUACUUAUUUUCUGUUGAAUUGGACAAAGAAUGUUUCCGUUAGAAAUGCAAUUUAAAUUCCUGAAAUGACUGGCAAUAUAUAAAUAAUGAAUGUGUAUGACAUCUUUUUCUACUCUUUUUAAAAUACCCUUUUUUUGUUGUGUUACUUUCAUGCAAUAGUUAUUUGAAAGCGAGGCAUCUUAACAGGUAUUUCAGAUGUUUAGAAUUGGGUUUUCAAAAAAAUAUACUUUUAGUUAGGUGUGUGUUCAAUUGGCACAAAACAGAAUCUUUGUUUAUUUUUUUUUAAACAGUAGGAUUAAAAAAAUGUUGAUAUUACCUGAACUUGUUCCAUAAAAAAAUGCUCAAUUAUUCUGUUGCCUAACAUUUUUGCUACAUUGUGCUCAACAGAACACGGCCCAGGUGAACAUAAUAGUCAUAUUUAUUUAAUUAGGGUUAUUGUGUUUUUUUUAUUUAUCUUUAAUCAGUGGUCCAACUUAUUUCAUUGAUUUGUUAUUGAUGAUGCAUCAAUAUUGUAGCAUGUAAUUAAUGCAGGCUAAUAUAAUGAGACAGCAGAAGUCUUCCCUUCGACUGUUAUAGCCGGGGGUGCUGGCCUGUGGUAGUAUAAGGUUAAGAGUGACAUUGAGGUGACUAAUGAAACCUAACUUCUGCUUUUACCUCCUGAUUAUUUUCACUGCAAUCGCUCAGCAAUUCGAUGCAUUCAUUGAUUUUACAUAUAUAUAUAUAUAUAUAUGAAGAUUUUAUUUUGUUAAAGUAUAGCUAAGUACUAUGGUGCUUAGGUUUUAUACACACCAUAGCCUUAAAUCACAUGGAGUUAUGUCACUAUACUCUCUGAAAUGUGCACUUGUUCACUUUCUAUCAGGGAUUGCUUUUAAAAAAAGGGUCAUCUGGAAUUGUUACAUCCAUUUUUGGACUUUAAAAUGAACUAGAUGGUCCGGUUAACCAUAAUGAUAGAUUUGUUUCACUGAUGGGGUUGUGCUUGUGUGUCGUUAUUUUUAAUAAAUUUGCUAAAUGUUCUAUA
Molecule: messenger RNA, 4267 nt
Organism: Oncorhynchus mykiss (rainbow trout)
Lineage: Eukaryota; Metazoa; Chordata; Actinopteri; Salmoniformes; Salmonidae
Cellular component (GO): meiotic nuclear membrane microtubule tethering complex; nuclear envelope
Molecular function (GO): protein-membrane adaptor activity
Source: RefSeq, a predicted model, not a curated record